AUGAGGACAGAUGAUUUUGUAACCCGGUUCCUGGCCCUCUCCAUCCAAAGGGGUCUUGGUAACGAACAUGCAGUAGAUCUGCUGGAACACAAUGUGGCCUUACACAUUGCAGAGCAGCUCUAUGUGCAGGAUAUGAGAAGGGACAAUCUUGUGGAUGCAGCAAAAGAAAUCCGCAAGAUUGGUAGGGCUCAGGAGCUCUACAAAAUGCAAUUUGGUGGUGGGUCCACCACCAAAAACAACUAUUCCCAGAGGCACACUGGGUCAUCAAACCAAAAUAACAAUCACUCUUACAUGUUCAAGCUGUUUGGGCUGAAACCAGGGCAGGGGGCCCCUAUGGAUAUCAGCGCGGUCCAGGGAGGACAGAUGCGCAGAUUCAAGGGGAACUGCUACAAUUGCGGCCAAGAGGGACACAUGUCCCGGGACUGUAGAAAUGGGGUGCAGGCUGCCCAAAACCAAAACAAAGGGCGCCAGGUGCACCAAUUUAAAAACAAACAAUCAGACAAUCAGCUCAAUACUUUGGCCAGUUGUUUGUAUGACAAAAUCCAGGCCUUCUUCUACGACCAGCAGGUAAAUGAAAUGAAGGCCCAGGGAAAGGAAUUUGGAGCUUAG
Molecule: messenger RNA, 609 nt
Organism: Serpula lacrymans var. lacrymans S7.9
Lineage: Eukaryota; Fungi; Basidiomycota; Agaricomycetes; Boletales; Serpulaceae
Exons: 1
Coding region: 1-609 (202 amino acids)
Molecular function (GO): nucleic acid binding; zinc ion binding
Source: RefSeq, a predicted model, not a curated record